CGGCUUAGGCGGCAGCGCUCGCCAUUGCCGCUGGUGGCAGGAGGCUGCGAGGAGCCGGCGCGGUCGCAGUCUCCACGGCGCAGGCCCACGGUAGCGCAGCCGCUCUGAGGUACCUUCUCACUCAGGGCACUGUGACAGACACAGGGUUGUAAGCUGUAAUGUGGAGACGACUUUCCUCUUUGGCAGUAGAUCUUCAUGGAGGAACACGGAGUGACCCAAACUGAACACAUGGCUACCAUAGAAGCCCAUGCAGUGGCCCAACAAGUUCAGCAGGUCCAUGUGGCUACCUACACUGAACACAGUAUGUUGAGUGCUGAUGAAGACUCACCUUCUUCUCCUGAGGACACCUCGUAUGAUGAUUCGGACAUACUCAACUCCACAGCGGCUGAUGAGGUAACAGCCCAUCUGGCUGCUGCAGGUCCUGUGGGAAUGGCUGCUGCUGCUGCUGUGGCAACAGGAAAGAAACGGAAACGGCCUCAUGUGUUUGAGUCUAAUCCGUCUAUCCGGAAGAGACAGCAAACACGUUUGCUUAGGAAACUUCGAGCCACAUUAGAUGAAUAUACUACUCGAGUGGGACAGCAAGCUAUUGUCCUUUGUAUCUCACCCUCCAAACCCAACCCUGUCUUUAAAGUGUUCGGUGCAGCACCUUUGGAGAAUGUGGUGCGUAAGUACAAGAGCAUGAUCCUGGAGGACCUGGAGUCUGCCCUGGCAGAGCACGCCCCUGCGCCACAGGAGGUUAACUCAGAGCUGCCGCCUCUCACCAUCGAUGGAAUUCCAGUCUCUGUGGACAAAAUGACUCAGGCCCAGCUUCGGGCAUUUAUUCCAGAGAUGCUGAAGUACUCCACAGGUCGGGGAAAACCAGGCUGGGGUAAAGAAAGCUGCAAGCCCAUCUGGUGGCCUGAAGAUAUCCCAUGGGCAAACGUUCGGAGCGAUGUCCGCACAGAAGAGCAAAAGCAGAGGGUUUCAUGGACCCAGGCACUACGGACCAUAGUUAAAAACUGUUAUAAACAGCAUGGGCGGGAGGACCUUUUGUAUGCUUUUGAAGAUCAGCAAACACAAACACAGGCCACAACCACACACAGUAUAGCCCAUCUUGUACCAUCACAGACCGUAGUCCAGACCUUUAGUAACCCUGAUGGCACUGUCUCGCUUAUCCAGGUUGGUACAGGGGCAACAGUAGCCACAUUGGCUGAUGCUUCAGAAUUGCCAACCACAGUCACUGUUGCCCAAGUGAAUUAUUCUGCUGUGGCUGAUGGAGAGGUGGAACAAAAUUGGGCCACGUUACAAGGAGGUGAGAUGACCAUCCAGACGACACAAGCAUCAGAGGCUACCCAGGCGGUGGCAUCAUUGGCAGAGGCUGCAGUGGCAGCUUCUCAGGAGAUGCAGCAGGGAGCCACAGUCACCAUGGCACUCAACAGCGAAGCUGCCGCCCAUGCUGUCGCCACCCUGGCUGAGGCCACCUUGCAAGGGGGGGGACAGAUAGUCCUGUCUGGGGAAACCGCAGCAGCUGUCGGAGCACUUACUGGAGUCCAAGAUGCUAAUGGAGUAAUCACCGGUUCUACCCAAUUCUGGAAGACCCCUCGAGGACUGGUCCAGAUCCCUGUGAGCAUGUACCAGACUGUGGUAACCAGCCUCGCCCAGGGCAAUGGGCCGGUGCAGGUGGCCAUGGCCCCUGUGACCACCAGGAUAUCGGACAGCGCAGUCACCAUGGACGGCCAGGCUGUGGAGGUGGUGACGUUGGAACAGUGACAUGCAGCCAUAUCAUGGCAUCGUUUUCUAGUCUACUUCAAAAUUUUUUACACGUUUGCAGAGGUGCAAUCAAAUGGAAUUAAGUCUCUCGACUUUGGAAGAAAAGUUUUGUUAACCUUUUUUUUAAAAAGGAAGAAAGGCAGCGGAUUUUGGAAUUGCAUUUUUUUAAAGCACCACUUGAUUUUCUGGGAUUGGUGGAACAAGAUACUACGUUGUCAAUUUCACUGUCCCAAAAAAGCCAAAUUGUGGCAAGGACUUCUUUCUGCGAAAACGUGUGUAUACUUCUGUGUAUGUGUGAGUGUGAAUAUAUGUAUAUGUGUACAUAUGGAUAUACACAUUUACAUAUAUAGAUAAAGUAUAUAUAUGUGUGUGUGUAUGUAUGUGUGUAUAUGUAUGUGUGUAUGUAUAUGUGUGUGUGUGUGUGUAUAUAUAUAUACACAUAUACAUAUACAUAUAUAUAUAUAUAUAUAUAUAUAUAUAUAUAUAUAUAUAUAUAUGUAUAUGUAUGUAUGUAUGAAACCCGCAUGGAAUUAUCUGUAUGAGAUCAAGGUGAGCUGUGGAAAAAAUAAUUCACCCAGUUUAGUGGGUGUUGGGUACGUGGCCAGACACAGCCACCGGUUUUUGUUCAUACCAGGGUCAUGCGUUGAGCUACUGAGAAACUCAGGCAGAGGUGACCAUGCCCUUCACCAAAGCUGCCUCCCAGUGGCCACCCAGAACUCUCCCUGCUGGACUCGCCUGAGGAAGGAUGUUCCAGAAUGGGGUGAGGUCCAGAAACUGUGCUUGCAAGGUCCAGGGGCCUCGUGGUCUGGCAGCUGGGACGCUCCUCGGGCCGGCCCAGGUGCUGACCUUGCCGCGGGCAAGUGAAUGUCCUUAAAACUCCCAGGCACGGACGAGAGGGUUUUCCUCAGCCUCCCCUCUCCUCCCCUCCCCAGGAAACCUUCUUGAUCUCAUGACUAUUAACAUGUCGCUUUGGUUUUAAGGUCGGUCCUGAAUUGGUCAUGUAUAUGAACUGAAGGUAACAGAAGUGUUAAGGGUUGAGGAGUGCGUGCGCGUUCAGUGUGCUGUGGGUGUGUGCGUGGUGCGGAGAGAAUGGGGGCGUGGGAGGGGUUGGAAGGGGAAAGGAAGGAGGGAGAGAAAAAUCUUCAAAGACCAGGUUACACCAAUGGGAGCAAUUUAUUCCUUUCCUGUAACUUUCUGUAGCUUAACAGAGGAGACUGAAACUGACGGGGGCACCUGGCGCGAGGAAGGUUGGCCAUCACGCUGGGGGACGUUAGAGAGAGAGGGCUGAGGGUGCUUCCUGCACUCCUGGAUCAGGCCCUGUUUCAGAAGGAACCCUGCAGUUUUCCCAGGUGCAUCCUGCUGGGCCCGGGCCCCGCACAGCUUUCUUCUCACAGGUGUUGAUUGGUCUGGGUGUUCUUUGUGACUAAAUUCUGUGAUUUCUCAGCUGCAAGCCCCAAGUCUCCAGCGGCUAAAUUCACCUGACUUUUUGACAGGCCAAAUCUCUGCUCCUUGAGUACAGGGACAACUCUUCCUCCCUCCUCCCAGGCCCCCCGUGUGUGAUAGUGUAUUUAAUGUGUUUUUUUUCUUUUAAUGCGACAUUAAAAGAUUCUUCACGUCUUGCUCAGCCUUUGAGAAAAGUUUCAGAUUCUUGUAUUUGCUUGUUUUAUAUAAAACUAUCCAAUGUUCUUCGUAUGUUUUUUUCUGUAUGUAAUGGGGGGAGGGAGGGAAAUUUACAUAAAACAGUCCUAGUUCUACAAUUUGUUAUUUUUUUAAUUAUUAUUUUUUAUCGUCGUUGUGAAACUGUCCAGGGGCUUUAAAGUCCGUGUUCCUUUGUGGUGAAAUAACCUCCUAAUAGUUUGAGAAAUUGCCAAGAAGAAGAAGAAGAAAAGCAAGACCCCAGUAGCAGAGCAUGGAUUCUGUGUCGUUUUCCAUUCUGUCUAUUACUGCCUCAUUCAAUAAAUAGUUAACAAAGUGGC
Messenger RNA from Eubalaena glacialis (North Atlantic right whale), 3725 nucleotides. RefSeq names its product nuclear respiratory factor 1 (gene NRF1). Gene Ontology annotation, cellular component: nucleus. The transcript is spliced from 13 exons. The coding region runs from base 196 to 1749 and encodes 517 amino acids. The record is from RefSeq and is a predicted model, not a curated record. Gene Ontology annotation, biological process: regulation of transcription by RNA polymerase II. Gene Ontology annotation, molecular function: RNA polymerase II cis-regulatory region sequence-specific DNA binding; DNA-binding transcription factor activity, RNA polymerase II-specific. NCBI's taxonomy places the organism in Eukaryota, Metazoa, Chordata, Mammalia, Artiodactyla, Balaenidae.